UGUGACAACAUGAUAGGUACAGCACAGGAACUGUAAAAAAUCCCCAAAUUUCCCUACCACUCAUCACUCCACGUUCAAGUUUGAAUUUCACCAAAACUCAAGCUGGACUGGGCCCUUCCCACACAGCCUGCACACAGACGGAGGUAACUGCCUGCUUAAAGCUGCAGCCACUCCUCGUUUGCCCUCUGCCUCUUUCAGAUGCAUUUGUUCUCAUCUGCAUUAAAAAGUGUGAAUUACUGUAGAAAAAACAAUUGCUUGUAACAAGGUGAAUCAUGCGGAUGUACUUUCAGCUCACUGAUUUAAGCUAACACACCUUCAUUUUUGUUUUAGUUGUCUAGGAUUCAACAAAGGAUCAGUUGCACAGCUAUGCACCAGUGAUUAAAUAGUAGUAACUCUCACUUCUGUCUGCCCACAACAUGUUUGAAUUAUUCUUCACCUAACUAGAUUAAGCUGAUGUGAAAAACAACUGUCUUCCAAAAUAAGACUCCAUGCAAACAACUUUUCUGAAAUAUGUCCAAAAUAGAUCUUUUGAUUGAUUGGGGUUUUUUGGUAUUGUUUUGUGGGUUUUUUUGGUGUUGGUUGGGUAUUUUUGUCCUUUUUUUUUUUUUUCCCAGAAAUAAACCCAUACCACACAUUCAACACUUUGUAAUGCCAAAUUCCUAACCCGUUACAGCUACAUUCAGAAAGCAGAGAUACCCUGUCCUGGCACUUUCUUUUCUCAGACUCAGCCAACAACUAUGCUGCAAAGACCGUGCUGUAGAGGGAACACUAGUGGCAGGUUUCAAAAGUGCUCUGACGGCACACUGGAUAUGUGCUGUGUGGUAGAUUAGGUAGAACUUGGGAAGUGUUUCAAUGCAGUCUUUGUACAAGCAAAAGGUUGAACCACAUCUGCAUUGAAAACUGCAUGAAGAUAUCUGCCACCUGUCUUUAUUGGCUGUCGUGUUGAGUAAGAUGUCUCCAGAGCCCACAGAAAUAUUCAGUACUUGCUAGCCUCCCUGUAUAACAGCAGCACACUACAGAUCAGAAGUUUUAUGGUCUCCAUUGUAAGUCACCAGGAUGACCGCAUACCUACUGAAGGUGAUACUGAAAAUGACUCGGAAGCUGGAUCAGGAGCCACCAACCAUACUAGAUCAUUCAUACAUGACCAGCGAAUAGUGUCAGUGCAAACAGCAAGAUACCUCACUAGUCCAUGGCUGACGCGUUUUGUUCCUUCAGUUUACACCAUAGUGCUUGUGCUGAGUCUCCCCCUGAACAUUACAGCAAUACUCGUGUUUCUGAAAAAAAUGAAAAUUGAAAAGCCAGCUGUGAUAUACAUGCUGAAUUUGGCACUUGCAGAUGUCCUGUUUGUAAGCGUGCUUCCUUUUAAGAUUGCUUAUCACUUUUCUGGAAAUGACUGGGCUUUUGGACCCAAAAUGUGCCGUUUCAUCACUGCUGCCUUUUACUGUAAUAUGUACUGUUCAAUAAUGCUUAUGACAAGCAUAAGCUUCGAUCGCUUCUUAGCAGUGGUGUAUCCCAUGCAGUCUCUUGGGUGGCGUACAUUAACACGUGCCUCACUGAUUUGUCUCAUCAUAUGGCUUGUAGCAAUAAGUGGGGUUAUACCUUUUCUCAUUAGAGAGCAAACAAUGGAAAUACCGAAGUUAAAUAUAACUACUUGCCACGAUGUGCUAAGAGAAUCUGAACUUCAUGGCUAUUACCUCCACUUCUUCUCCAUCUUCUCUUCUGUGUUUUUCGUAGUGCCAUUUAUAAUCUCUACUGUCUGUUAUGUGUGUAUCAUUCGAUGUCUUAGUUCCUCUACUCUUGUUACAAAACAAAACAAGAAGACACGUGCCUUGCUCUUGUGUGUGGCUGUUUUUUCUGUUUUUGUUAUUUGCUUUGGACCAACAAAUAUUCUCCUAUUAAUUCAUUAUGUCCAUUUCUCUUAUGACAACAGCUUAGAAUAUCUCUACUUUGCCUAUCUACUCUGUGUUUGUAUCAGCAGCAUUAGCUGUUGCAUUGACCCCUUCAUUUACUACUAUGCUUCUUCUCAGUAUCAGAGACAACUUUUCAGUCUCUUCAAUUGUAAAGAGACACUUGAUCCUAACAGUUGUAACAGCAGUGGCCAGUCAAUGUCUACCACUAGUAGAAGGGGUACGUGCUCUACUAAUGUGAACAACAGUGCCUACAAGAAAUUACUAGCAAUUCAUUGAGAAAACAUGUCUUACACAUGCUUAAUUUUUAGGCAAUUUCAGA
Molecule: messenger RNA, 2229 nt
Organism: Pezoporus occidentalis (night parrot)
Lineage: Eukaryota; Metazoa; Chordata; Aves; Psittaciformes; Psittacidae
Gene: F2R
Product: coagulation factor II thrombin receptor
Exons: 2
Coding region: 1032-2186 (384 amino acids)
Biological process (GO): positive regulation of Rho protein signal transduction; blood coagulation; positive regulation of blood coagulation
Cellular component (GO): plasma membrane
Molecular function (GO): thrombin-activated receptor activity
Source: RefSeq, a predicted model, not a curated record